Aspergillus japonicus CBS 114.51 is the source of this 1199-nucleotide messenger RNA. RefSeq lists its product as uncharacterized. The record is from RefSeq and is a predicted model, not a curated record. Bases 114 to 995 code for a protein of 293 amino acids. NCBI's taxonomy places the organism in Eukaryota, Fungi, Ascomycota, Eurotiomycetes, Eurotiales, Aspergillaceae. The transcript has a single exon.
UUGAGAUAGAAAGUCCUUCUCCCUAAUCACGAUGUCUCUGAACUUCUUCCAUAAAAAACCACCAACUCUCCAGAAACACCCCCGAACUCCCUUCCUUGCAGACCAUAUCCAACAUGCUGCGAGAUUUCCGCGCACUGAAUCUGCUGAUACUCACCUUCAGUGCCGUUUAUGUCGUCGCUAUCGGCCUCUUCACGAUCAGUCUAUUGAACUGCCGACCCCAAAAAACCCAUCAGCCCACAGAAUGUCGCAACCUUAUCCAGGGCUAUCGCUUCCGAGCACGCAAGAACUACCUCUCGCCACACCGCGCGCGAAUUCGGCCAAACUCCCGACUAGCCUUCGUCUUUGGGAUUGAAAACGCCUUUACCACCACAGACGAAGAGUACGCGACUCAUUUUGCCAGAAACGCAAGGCAUCUGAUCAACCUCAAAGCACAAGUCUGGGAACGACUGGCCAAAAGGCUCCAAUCCUCAGCUAACGAGCUUAUCAGCACAGCGCACCGUCUCCACCUCGCCGACGUAGUCCAGUCCCUCUCACUCCGGAUUAUCCUGACCACACUGCUCAACGCGGAGCUAGACACUCUCCCCGACACCGACAAGCACAUGGUCUCCCUAGCGCAGGCCAUCAACCGCGCCUGGGUAUCCUCCAAGAACGACGUCGACCUCAUCGAAUUCGCCCAUAACCCCGACCUCCAAGCACCCCUCUCCGCCCUUUUCCCCACCUUUGAAAGGACCAACCCUCGUGAUAACCCACUAUGCUGGAUCCUCCCCGGCUUCGGGAUAAGUUGGCGUAUCAACCUGCGCAUGGUCCCGGAACUCCUGCUCAACACGGGCCAGACUCAUCCCGACUGGACGGCCACGAUGAUUGCUUUCGCAGAAAACCCAACGAAGACACAGUUCGAAGCCCCGGGAGCAGACGACAUCUCCGCCAAGGAUCUAGUGGCGGGAGGAUUGCGACUGUACCCCCCGACCAAGCGGAUCUACCGCGCGUUCGAAUAGGAGGAGAACGGUGCGAGACACUCGGAAACCUUCGCCGCGGACGUAGAGGCCUGUCAUCUGUCGGUGGAGUCUGGGGACAAGAUGCGCUAAGGUACAAUCCGCUGCGCUGGCGGGCUGUCACGGGUGUGCAGAAGCAGGCGUACUUGCCUUUUGGCGGUGCGCCGUUUGAGUGUCCCGCUAAGGCGGUCUUUGGGCCUAGGAUGA